AGCAACACAAACCGCGACAGCGCCAGCAGCCCUCCCCUGUCCCCUCCCGGCCCCAGCCCUGCUGGCGAGUUUUCGCUGGCUGAAGCAAACACAACCGCCACCGUCGGCGGGACCUGCGAGCGAGCAACAGGCAGCGCUGGGGCUACGUCAGGAGGGGCGCGCGGUUUAGACUCCAGCUCUUUAAAAACGGCGUGUAAACUGAGAUGUUCCCAUAGAGAGCCGCGUGCGCCAGCAGUCGUUUGGGCUACGGCAGCAGGCGGCCUUCCAGCGCCCUCACCCACAGCUGUGCUGGCGCGCGCGCGCUGCGCCACCCUUCUCUCUCAAGUUAGGCUUGUCCUGGAAAGCUUCACACCGACCGCCUUCGCCCCCACUCCACUCCCCUUCUCGCGCCGGCAAGGGCGCCGGCUGGUUAGAUAGUUAAGGUGGGGAUGUCAGAAGCUCCUUCCAUUUCUGGAAAAGCAACUUUGCAGCCGUCGCCGUUUGCUCCCGCGCUGCUUUGGCACCAUGGACACCGCCGCGGUUGCUGCCGUCAGUGUCCGCAUGUUGCUUCUCCUCAGCUUGCUCGGGUUGCCGUCCGGACUGGGGACACGUCAAAGAAGCUGCCCGGGCUUCUGUCACUGUGAGGCAGACGGGAUGCUCCUGCGGGUGGACUGCGCCGACCUGGGCCUCACAGAUAUGCCCGCCAACCUCAGCGUCUUCACCUCUUACCUUGAUCUCAGUAUGAAUAAUAUAUCUAAACUGCCCUUGAACUCUCUGCAUAAACUCCGCUUCCUCGAAGAGCUGCGUCUGGCAGGAAAUAGCUUGACAUAUAUCCCCAGAGGAGCAUUUGCUGGACUCUUCAGACUUAAAGUAUUAAUGCUUCAGAACAACCUGUUAAGACAAGUUCCCUCUGAAGCACUUCAGAACCUACACUCUCUCCAGUCUCUACGGCUUGAUGCUAACCAUAUUAGCUUCAUACCUUCCAACUGUUUCAGCGGCUUGAUGUCACUUAGAUAUCUGUGGCUAGAUGAUAACUCUUUGACUGAAAUUCCAGCGCAAGCUUUCAGAAGUUUGCCAGCACUGCAGGCAAUGACACUUGCACUCAACAAAAUCUACUAUAUUCCAGAUUAUGCUUUUGGAAAUCUCUCCAAUUUAGUAGUGCUGCAUCUUCAUAACAAUAGAAUCAACUUCUUGGGAAAGAAAUGCUUCAGUGGCCUCCACAGCCUAGAGACUUUAGAUUUAAAUUACAACGAUCUGAAUGAAUUUCCCACGUCUGUCAAUGUCCUCAGAAACCUGAAAGAACUCGGAUUUCAUAAUAAUAACAUAAGGUCAAUACCUGAACAAGCAUUUAUGGGCAACCCAUCACUUACAGCAAUCCAUUUUUAUGAUAAUCCUAUCCAGACUGUGGGAAAGUCUGCUUUUCACCAUUUACCUGAACUCAGAACUCUAACAUUAAAUGGUGCUUCAGAGAUGACAGAACUUCCUGAUUUGACUGGAACAACAAGCCUGGAAAGCUUGAUCCUUACAGGAGCUCAGAUCACAACUCUUCCAGAAUCAAUUUGUGAGCACCUCCCUAAUCUCCAAGUACUAGACCUUUCAUAUAAUCAUCUGGAAGAAUUGCCCUGUUUUACAGCUUGUGAAAAACUUCAGAAAAUUGCUUUACAUCACAAUGAAAUAUAUGAAAUCCAUGCAGAUACAUUUCAGCAGCUGGUUGCCCUCCGUUCCCUGGAUUUAGCUUGGAAUAAAAUCUCUAUUAUUCAUGCCAAUGCAUUUUCUUCUUUAGUGUCCCUUAUUAAAAUGGAUCUAUCAUCCAACCUUUUGUCUUCUUUUCCUAUAACUGGUCUACAUGGUUUAACUCAUUUAAAAUUAACAGGAAAUUAUCCACUUCAAAGUUUGAUACCAUCUGAAAAUUUUCCAGAACUCAAGGUGAUAGAAAUGCCUUAUACUUAUCAAUGCUGUGCCUUUAGAGCCCAUGACAACUACUAUAAAAUCCAAACUCAAUUAAACAAAGCUGAGAAUGGCAGUGCUGACAAAUUUCAAAGAAGAGAUGGUAGCAGUUUCCAUACAAAUGAUGAACAUGCUUUUGAGGAUUUUUCUCUUGACUUCAAUGAAGAUUUGAAAACUCAUCAUUCAGUUCGGUGUUCUCCUUCUCCAGGACCUUUCAAGCCCUGUGAUUGCCUCUUUGGUAGCUGGCUGAUCAGAGUUGGAGUUUGGACCUUAAUACUUUUAGCCUUUAUUUGUAAUAUAUUGGUGACUGCAACAAUCUUCAAAGUUCCACUGUUCAUCUCCUCCAUAAAGUUUAUAAUUGGACUAAUAGCUAUUGUAAAUACUCUCAUGGUUGUGUCUAGCAGUGUGCUUGCUAGUGUGGAUGCAUUAACCUAUGGAGUCUUUGCUCAAUAUGGAUCUUGGUGGGAAGAUGGAAUUGUUUGUCGUAUCAUUGGAAUUCUUUCCGUCUUUGCUUCAGAGGCUUCUAUUUUCUUGCUCACCUUAGCAACUGUUGAGCAUGUGUUCUCUGUUAAAUAUAGAACAAAAUUUGAAACCAAACACACUCUAGCUAACAUAAAAAUAGCCAUCAUCUUUUGUUUUGUACUGGCUUUAAUAAUUGCUGUGAUUCCAGUGCUCAGUGACAGCGAAUAUGGAGGUUCUCCCUUAUGCAUACCACUACCUUUUGGGAAACCAUCAGGUGUGGGUUAUACAGUAGCAAUGGUCUUAAUGAACUCUUUUUGUUUUCUUGUAAUGACAGUAGCAUACACAAAACUCUACUGUAGUCUGGACAAGGGAGAAAUGGAUAGUAUUUUGGAUUGCUCCAUGAUCAAACACAUAGCCUUAUUACUUUUUAUUAACUGCAUUCUCUAUUGUCCUGUGGCCAUCUUAUCACUUUCAUCAUUAUUAAACCUUCAUUUUAUUAGCCCAGAAGUCAUCAAACCAAUACUUUUAGUGAUUGUUCCCCUUCCUGCAUGUCUAAACCCACUUCUAUACAUACUUUUUAAUCCUCAUUUCAGGAAGGACCUGAGAAGGUUUCAAAAGCCUUCAUUUGGAUGGAAAACAUCAAAGCAUCCUAGUUUGGUCUCUGUCAAUUCAGAGGAUGCAGAGAAACAGUCGUGUAAUUCAACUCAAGCUCUAGUAACCUUUGCAAGUGCCAGAAUAUCAUACGAUGUUGCUCCCAGAAAUCCAAUAGUGCCAUCAUCCUGCGAAUGCAGUGAAAGCUGUAACCUUUCAUCCAUCACAUUUGUCCCAUGCCACUAACUUCAUUUCAGAAGUUAAAAAUUAAAAAUAGAUGAAUGUGCACCUAUUGCUUAUAAAGAGAGAAGCAACCAACUACUCUGAUUUUAUGGGAAAGAAAACUGAAAUUGUGAAAUUUCAGUACAGGUAGUUCUUGACCUACGAACACAAUUGAGUCUAAAAUUUAUGUUGUUAAAGGAGACAUUUGUUAAAUGAGUUUUGCCCCAUUUUAUGACCUUUCUUGCCUUAGCUUUUUAAGUGAAUCACUGCACUUCGUAAGUUAGAAUUGAGUGAAUCUGACUUUCCCUCUUACUUAUGAGAAGAUCGCAAAAGUGGAUCACAUGAUCUUGGGGAUCACGUGGGACACAGCAACUGUCAUAAGUAUGAACCAGUUGCCAAGCAUCUGAAUUUUGAUCACAUGAUCAUUAGGAUACUACAAAGGUUGUAAGUGUUAAAAAUGGUCAUAAGUCAUUUUUUGAACGUUCACUAAAUGAACUGUUGGAAGUUGAAGACUGUCUGUACAUACCCGAUAUUAUCAGCUUUUUCAAAAGUAGAUAUGCCAGUUAUCUUUUAGUAUCCUGAAAAAUUCAAACGGUUGGUACUAUUUAUGCAAUUGACUUUGAAUUUUGCAAAGGGAGAAAGGAAAAAGAGAAGGAGAAAGAGGAGAAACACAAAUUCCAAGGAAAGUAAAUAAAGGUUCUCUCUUGGGAUCUUUUUUGUUGUAAUGAAACUUCCACUCAACUACUGAAACUAGAGAGGGAAUAAUGCUUUAUUUAGUGACCGUUCAAAGUUACAACAGCAUUAAAAAAAAAAAUUUGGAUCAGUCCUUGCAUUUAUGACCAUCGCAAAAUCCCUCAGUCACCAUUCACAUACUUCACAACUGGCUUCCCACAAGCAGAGGGAAGUGGGAAGUGGACAGUGCAGAAGUAAAAUUGCAAGUUGCAUGAGUCUUGCUUAAUGACCAAAUUGGAAAUAUCAUAAGCCUGUCAUGGUCCCAUGAAUUUCUGCCUACUGGCCACAGUACUUAGCAACCGAGUUGCCAGUCCCAAUUGUGAUCAAUUUAGCAAGGAUUCCCUAGUGCUCUUAAAGCGUAAUACAAAUAGUCCUCAAUUUACAACUGUUCAUUUAAUGUUCAAAGUUUCAACAACCCUGGAAAAAAGCUAACGAUCGUUGAAGCAUCACCAUGGUCAUGUGAUCAAUAUUCAGUUGCUUGGCAAUUGGCAUGUAUUCCCAGAGUCAUGUGAUAACCAUUUGUAACCUUUCCAGCCAGUUUCCAACAAGCAAAUUCACUGGGGGAAGCCAGAUCACUUAAUGAUCACAUGAUUCACUUAACUGCAGUGAAUCAUUCAAGAUCUCUGGCAAAAGUCAUAAAAUGGAGCACAUCUCACUUAAUAAUUCUUGCUUAGUAAAGGAAAUGUUGGGCUCAAUUGUGGUCAUAAGUUGAGGACUCUCUGUAUACAUCUGAGCUGCCCUCAAUAUUCUUUUUGUGAUAUGUCUAAAAGCUAAGAAUGUUACAUGUAUAAAGGAAUCCUGAAAACAGAAAAUACCAAAUAGAAAUGGCUUCUAAUCUUUUCAUAACUUGUUGGCAUCUGAGAUUCAGUUGAAUCUUAGGAUAUCUGUUAACUUACUGGACUUGUUUAGAAAAGUCAUAGGAAUGAUAUGAACAGAAUAACUUAUAUGAAGUUCUGCGCUGUGUCAGUUUUAUCCAACUGACUUAUGCAUCCAUGGAAAUAACAUGAAGAAAUUAUGCACUAUAUAUAUUUAAACCUUAUAUUUUGAAACAGUAAAGCCUAGAACUAGAAGUCUAUUCUUCAAACCAUUUCAAAUUAGAGAUCAUCUGCCAAUUCUUGAAAAAUGUAUCUUACUACAUUUAUUUAAUUUUUCACAGUGGUUUGGUAAUAUAUAUAUUUUCUUUUAUGACUGUAUUUACAUUACUAUACAAAUUUAAGAAAAAGAAAAACAUCUAAGAAAGUAUUUUAAUAUUAAAAUAAACAGUAGAUAACAUAAAUCAGGAUGCAACGCAUACCUGAACAGGCUUGUAAAUGGAUCACAAGCUUCCUAACGAACAGGAAGCAGCAGGUGAAGCUAAGCAGGAUCACAUAAGAUACCUGUACAAUUAGCACAGCCCCCCCCCAAGGCUGUGUGCUCUCCCCACUUCUCUUCUCUCUGUAUACCAAUGACUGCAUCUCCAACAAUCCAGCUGUUAAAACUACUGAAGUUCGCAGAUGACACAACAGUGAUUGGUCUCAUUCGAGACAAUGAUGAAUCCGCAUACAGACGGGAGGUCGAACGACUAGCCUCGUGGUGCGACCGAAACAAUCUGGAACUGAACAUACUCAAAACCGUAGAAAUGGCGGUAGACUUUAGGAGAAACCCUUCCAUACUUCCACCUCUCACAUUACUAGACAACACAGUAUCAACAGUAGAAACCUUCAAAUUUCUAGGUUCCAUCAUAUCGCAAGAUCUAAAAUGGACAGCUAACAUCAAAAACGACAUCAAAAUACAAAAAAGAAUGUUCUUUCUGUGCCAACUCAGAAAGCUCAAACUGCCCAAGGAGCUGCUGAUCCAGUUCUACAGAGGAAUUAUUAAGUCUGUCAUCUGCACCUCUAUAACUGUCUGGUUUGGUUCUGCAACACAACAAGAAAGACACAGACUUCAGAGGAUAAUUAGAACUGCAGAAAAAAUAAUUGCUACCAACCUGCCUUCCAUUGAGGACCUGUAUACUGCACGAAUCAAGAAGAGUGCCGUGAAAAUAUUUACAGAUCCCUCACAUCCAGGACAUAAACUGUUUCAACUCCUACCCUCAAAACGACGCUAUAGAGCACUGCACAACAGAACAACUAGACACAAGAACAGUUUUUUCCUGAAUGCCAUUACUCUGCUAAACAAAUAAUUCCCUCAACACUGUCAAACUAUUUACUAAAUUUGCACUAUUAAUCUUCUCAUCGUUCCCAUCACCCAUCUCCUUCCACUUAUGACUGUAUGACUUUGUUGCUGGUAAUCCUUAUGAUUUAUAUUGAUAUUGAUUGUUUCCUGAUCGCUUAUUUGUACCCUAUGAUUAUUAUUAAAUGUUGUAUCAUUAAGUGUUAAAUUUCUACCCUAUGACCAUCAUUAAGUGUUGUAAGUGUUGUACCUUGAUGAAGGUAUCCUUUCUUUUAUGUACACUGAGAGCAUAUGCACCAAGACAAAUUCCUUGUGUGUCCAUUCACACUUGGCCAAUAAAAAUUCUAUUCUAUUCUAUUCUAUUCUAUAAUAUUAUAUAAGCAAGUUAAAUUGCUUAAAAAUGCAAGUAUAAUUUGGAAAUAUUAAAAUUCAUUUCAGAGAAGAUUUUAAAACAAAAUGUGUAAAUAUAGAAUUAUUUAUCUUAAUAGUAAAAUCAUACUCAAAUAUGAUAAUAAGGCAUGUAGUUUCAUUUUGCUUUAAUUACUAGAUUUCUAUUUCCAGUUGAUAUCUGUUUAAAUUUUUGAUCUGUAAAUAUGUAAAUUUCUAAUGAUUGUAAAUACUGU
Messenger RNA from Ahaetulla prasina, 6707 nucleotides. RefSeq names its product leucine rich repeat containing G protein-coupled receptor 5 (gene LGR5). Bases 505 to 3225 code for a protein of 906 amino acids. Gene Ontology annotation, molecular function: protein-hormone receptor activity; G protein-coupled receptor activity; protein binding. Lineage: Eukaryota; Metazoa; Chordata; Lepidosauria; Squamata; Colubridae. Gene Ontology annotation, cellular component: membrane. The record is from RefSeq and is a predicted model, not a curated record. Gene Ontology annotation, biological process: G protein-coupled receptor signaling pathway. The transcript is spliced from 18 exons.